GCAGUGGAUUUUUCUCUCUCUCUCUCUCCUCUCCUCCUUCGGAAUGGAGGCGAGUGAGUAAAGAGUGAGUAAGGAGUGAGUGAGUGAGUGAGGUUUUCUCUCCCUCACACCUCGCACUCUUUGCCUCACCUCCUCCCUCCUCAUAGGUGAAUCAUGAACCCCAGCAGCACACAAGCAACAGUUGGUUCAGCAUAUUUUAAAGCACCACCGCCUAGAGAGCAAUCAGCAUCUCAGGAGACAUUGCUGGAAUAUUUGGGCAUUAAACCGGCAUCGUCCGUGGGUGGAGACAGUUACGUCGAAGAGCCUCCGUAUGUUGUAGUUCCAAACAAGGACUUUAAUGGUGCUUAUCAGACCCCAUACAAGGACAGUAAAGAGCUGGAGGAAGUGUGUGAAGGGGAUGUCCCUUUUGUAGAGUGUCGUGUGGAAAUUCAGGACGGAGGGGAACCUGGUGCCAAACCGCCUCCAGAGCAUAACGAUUAUAACUAUAAGGUGAAAGAAGAACCACUGGAUAUCUUUGCAUCAAGUGACAAUGGCUACACCUCAUCGACCCCCUUCAAUCCCUUUUCCUCUGACGACAGUAGUAGCUACACCAGCUCGAGCAAUCCCAUCUACUCUGAUGCUAUGAAGAAUGAGACCACGUUAGACCUUCUCUGUGAUUCAAAGACUGGUGACAUAAAUCAAGUAGGGCCUAGAAAGUAUGGAAGAAAGAGAGUUUAUUCAGAGGGUGAGCCAGAUGAGAUCAGGAUCCGCCGAGCCAAAAGGGCAGCAGCUCAGCGUGAAAACCGGCGCAGGAGGAGAGAAAAGAUGACAGAUGAGGAGGUGAGAGCCUACCUAGCUGCCCAGGCUGCUGCACAGAGGGAGCGCCGCAACCGCCUCAGGGCCAUGAUGUCUGAGGAGGAGCUGCGGAGGCAGAAGGAGAUCACGGCAGCUCUGUGCCGAGAGCGGAGGGCAAGAAUAGCCGCUGGAUUGCACCCUUUGUAUGGGUCAUCAGAAGAAGAGCUUAAACGUCGGCGUGCGGCAGUCGCUGCUGCUCAGAGAGAAAACCGGAAGAAACGGAGAGAGAAAAUGUCAACAGAAGAGUUACAGAGACAUCUUGCCUUAGAAGCUGCUGCCCAGAGGGAGCGGCGGAAACGGCGGCUGGAGGGCAUGUCUGAGGAAGAGCGUGCAAGAUAUCGGGCAAUAACAGCAGCCAAAUACAGAGAACGUCGACAUGCGAGAAAAAUGGGCAUGACAGAGAAGGAGAGGAGGGCACAGUGUGCCAUGACAGCAGCACAGAGGAGGUUUGCAAGGCACAGGAGACAGUCGAGAACAUUUGAAGAUGAGUUAGACCAACAUUGCUCUGACUCCCUAAAUCGCAUGCCAUACAUGGAGGCCAAGGCCCCAGACGAGCAGCCAGAAGGGCAGGAGCCAGCAGCAGGAGACAGGCCGCAAGGAGGAGGGAGGCCAGAUGAGGAGCUCAGGCCACAACGUGCAGCUGCUGUGGCCGCCAUGAAAGAGCUACAACGCCUGCAAGAAAGUGCACUUGAAGAAGAGCGCUCAGCAUUGUUGGAUGAGCAAAUAGCAGCCCAGAACCUAAUUUUGCAGAUUUUAAUGCAUGCACAAAGGGCAGCAACAGUAGAGUGCUCUGAAACGCAGGAAGAUGGAGAGGAGGAAGACGGUCCAGAGCAAGGGGGUGAAGAAGAGAACACAGAAACUGGUGAUGGUGGAGGCACAAAGGGCUUGGGGAAACCAGCAAAGAAAAAGAAAGGGAAAGGGGGAGUUAAGGCCUUUGAUAAAGAGCUGCCACCCUACCUGGAGGAAAGUGGGGUGGAGCUCCUGGCCCAGCUGCUGGAACUCAAGCAGGAGCGACCGGAUGAGUUUGACCUGCCACCGCCACCACCACCCCCCAACGGGCAGAGUCAGUAUGAAGGUGGGGAGCCAGUACAAAGCCAGGGCCAAGAGAGUGAUGAUGAGGAAGCCAAGCAUCAUGAAGAGAUAGUCCAGCAAGUACAAUGCCUCAUUGAGGAGGAGGAAGGGGGGGAGAUCAAGUACAAUGAAUGCGAAGAGGAUCACCAGCCACCUCCAGAGGGACAGGACGAAACACUCUACAAUCCCCAACAGGUUCAGCCAGGAGCCAUUGCACAAGACCAGGUGGAGGAAAUGCGAGAGCAUGAACAGGUUGAAACAAAGCCAGAAGUGAAGUACCUGAAUCACGAGGAGGAACUACAAACGCAACACUGCAUGGAAAUACAGGGAGAAGCCACUGUUGGGAAGGUGGAGCACCAUGACAGCCCACAUUAUGGCAUGUCUGAACAGAAAGGCAGUCAGGAGCAAGGCUUCAUCCAUGUCCCACAGAGACACUAUCCUCAUUAUGGAUAUCACAUGGAAGGAGAACAUCCAAGGCAUAUCAAUUUUGGCCGUAGCCUUGUUGAACAGCACAGAAAUGACUUCUCUGAGAAGAUGUAUGAGCGACAUCCCUACCAUGGCCCACAUCCAGGUUACUAUCCUGGUGAAGAGCCACAUCCACAGGGUUUUGGUACUCCAUUAGAGGAGAUGCAGCGGUUCCACCAUUUCCAGGCUAAUCCAGGGAACUUUCACCUAUACAGAGGCAAGAACUUUUACAGCUAAGAACAUCAUAGAGAUCCUUUAUGGCUGGAGGCAAUGCGGAAGUGAACUGGAAGAAAGUUGUAGUGAAUUAUUUACUUGUACUUUAAGAGAAGGUAUAUUGUUGGGGUGGAAUCUUUAUUAUUGAUAUUAUUAUCUAAACUAAAUUGAUCUCAAAUGAUGACAAGGUUUGUCAUUAAAUAUAAAGUAAAUGAAUAGUUAUUUUGUCAAGAUAUAGUAUGGUAGAUAUUUAUGAGGACUGAAAUAACAUUCCAGAGUUAAGGACUGUAUGUUACCUUUAUAAAGUUUAUUUGAGGAGACGCCGAGCUCAGGUUAUGUACUUGCAAAGUAUAUAGUUGUUGUUUUUGGAAUAGAAUCAUUGAAUGGAAAGGUAUAAGUAUUAGAAGCUUUAGGUGUUUGAAUUUGAAAUCAUGAGAAUAUCUAAGGAUAAUUUAAUAUCUCAAGCUAUACCAAGGUAUCAUAUACUCUUCAAGAUAAUCUCACUGUUUAGUAGUGAAUGGUGAAAGUCAACUUUUGUGAUACAGAAAUAGGUUAGGUUACAGCUUGUAGGAAUGUGCCAAGGUAUUGUGAGAGUAAUAAACAGGGUUUAAUACUUGGAAAUGGACUGAGAGAUAACAUAGUACAUGAUCGCCCUUACAGACUGCAUUUCAUUCCAGAUUAAAGAUAUUUUCAGAUAUGAGAAAAAAAUAAGGAUGCCUUGCUCUGACAACCUCUGUAAACCUGUUUUUAACCAGGGUUUCCACAAGGAAUAAUGUUUGUUGUCUGUCCUGGAUUAGAUAUCCUUGCAAAAUUCAUGAAACAUGAAAUUCCUGUGAAUGCAAAGGUAAAAGGUGUGUACCAGAUUAAUCUCAAAUGAUGAUAUAUUUAGAUGUUGCAACCCCUGUGUAUUUCCUUAGUUUAAUUAAUUAUCUUAACUUUAUGCAGUUUAGGGAGAUGUGAAGUAUUUGUACGUAUAUAUGUGAUAGUUAUAGGAAAGUAUGUGAAACAUAUUUUGGGUGCUAAAAAGAAUUUGACCUGUUAUAAUUUCUAAAGUAUAUAUUUUGUUAAUUUCUGUGAUUUUUUAAAAGAUUGGUAGACAAAGAGAAAAUUUUAAUUAUUUUGUGUGAUAUUUAUUUGAUAGGUAGAUAUAAGUAGAUAGAUCCUUUUCUUCCCAACCACAUGAUGUUCAGCAGAUUUAUAAAAAAGAAUAUAUAUAAAAGAUAGGCAAACAAUAUACAGACUUGGGUUGAAGAACUCAUUAAGCACAAGGAAGAAUGAUCUCAUAUCAUUCAUUUCAUUUUUGUAUUUUAAUUGUUUAGAAAAUAGCUAACCAUUCAUGCCAAAUUAUAAAGAAUAGAUUAAACAAUAAAUAAGGUUGCUAAAAA
Messenger RNA from Penaeus monodon (black tiger shrimp), 3968 nucleotides. Its product is annotated as trichohyalin-like. The transcript is spliced from 6 exons. Bases 154 to 2607 code for a protein of 817 amino acids. The record is from RefSeq and is a predicted model, not a curated record. NCBI's taxonomy places the organism in Eukaryota, Metazoa, Arthropoda, Malacostraca, Decapoda, Penaeidae.